Messenger RNA from Chlorella variabilis, 267 nucleotides. RefSeq lists its product as hypothetical. Gene Ontology annotation, biological process: mitochondrial respiratory chain complex II assembly. Gene Ontology annotation, cellular component: mitochondrion. The coding region runs from base 1 to 267 and encodes 88 amino acids. The transcript is spliced from 3 exons. The record is from RefSeq and is a predicted model, not a curated record. Lineage: Eukaryota; Viridiplantae; Chlorophyta; Trebouxiophyceae; Chlorellales; Chlorellaceae.
AUGGCUGGAAGAGCGCCCCGACUGUCAGGCCUGCAGAAACAAGUUCUCAGCCUAUAUCGCAGCGCGCUGCGGCUGUCGCGAGCCAAGGAGCAACAGGGCGGCGAGGCGAUAGCAGUGCUUGCGCGUGCGGAGAUUGAGAGGUACCGGUCUGUGAGCCGCAAAGACUACCAAUUGAUCGAGCACUUGAUACGCAAGGGCAAGCGGCAGUUGGAGCGGCUGCAGUCUCCCGAAGUGACGGGCGUGCGGCUGCAUCAUCCCGGCCAGUGA